ACAACAAACAACGCGACUAAAAUUAGUAGCGCACACGAAUUUCAGAAUCAGUACGAACUGAAUUAUCGCGCCAGCAGGAACGAAGCGGAGCUAGUCGCAGAAACGGUUGUUUGUGCAGUGGAUGAAAAGAAGUUGCAAAAAAUAAAAUAAAUAUUUGUAUCUACAUAGAUACAUAAAAUAAGCAGCCGUGUAAACAAGUGCAGUUGCUUGUAAAAUAUAUUUAUAUACCACAAAAAAAAAACAUACAAAAAACAAAAAAAAUAUUUUCAGACAGCCUUUUGUGCAAAUACAUAAUUAAACAAAUAAAAUGGAGUUCAACAAUCGUCUGUUGCUGAAAAUCAUUGAGCUGGGCAUCGCGAUCGCCUGCAUUGUGCUAUGGGAGACCUCUGGCGACCUCUCCUCAAGACCGCUGAUUGUUUGCGGUACUUUGGGAGGUUUCACUAUCAUUUGCGGUGUACUGCUGAUUGGACACAUACUCAACUCGAUUGUGGAGAAGCGUCUUAAUGCGCUCAUCUCGAUUAUUGGAUGCGUUCUCUUCGUGAUUUCCGGUGCCCUUAUCAUCGAUGAAUGGCAUGAUAACUCGAACUUCCUGGUCAAGGAACGCAAGCGAAAUGCACUCGCAGCUGGUUCGUUGAUGAUCAUCAAUGGUGCAGUCUUCUUGUUGGAUACACUCUCUAUUUGCCGAACGUAAAUGUCACACAACAAUUUGUCUGAUAAAAUAUGUAAUACUUUUGCAUAAACAUACAUAUUUACAUGCAUACCUACAUAUAUGUAAAUGUUGCCGUACAGAGUAACACAAAUACACAUUUUACAUAGAUUAUAAAUGUACAUGUCUACAUAACCACAUAAAUUCUUAUACACACUUUCACACUCAAUUGUUAUUAUAUAUACUCGCAUACUACAUAUUUAUUGAGCAAAAAAAGAAGAAAUUCUUAUAAAAAAUCUCCUUGCGAAAAAUGUACUGGUAUCGCUUUUGUGUCUGUCUUAUUAGAAUUGAAUGCUUUUAUAUAAAUGCAUACCUCCAUACAAUACACAAGCUGCGUUUUUUAAAUUUACUACACUGAGAAAAAAAAAGAAGUUUAUUUACGACAAUUACAAGUUAUCAAAUCUUGUGUUGAGAGAAACAUAUUUAGCUGAAUGUUUUCUCAGUGUGGCGAGCAAGGAAAACUACGAGUUUAGCUUCACAACUCAGUGAAGUAAAACACAAAUUUUAAAGGAGAAAUGGAGUUUCGAAAA
This is a messenger RNA of Rhagoletis zephyria (snowberry fruit fly), 1236 nucleotides long. RefSeq lists its product as uncharacterized. NCBI's taxonomy places the organism in Eukaryota, Metazoa, Arthropoda, Insecta, Diptera, Tephritidae. Gene Ontology annotation, biological process: septate junction assembly. The record is from RefSeq and is a predicted model, not a curated record. Gene Ontology annotation, cellular component: plasma membrane.